UCGAGCUGUGUGCUGUCAGUUGGCUCCAGCAUCAGUGUGUCGCAUGAGAACCGUUGAAACUUGAACGGCACCAACGGUUCGGUUCGGUUCGACUCGGGAACGAUCAACGGUUCUGAAACCAGCAGCGAGAGAGAGAGAGAUGUUUAGUUCUCCAGACAAAGACAUGGAUGUUGGUGGAAGUCCACUCCCUGAAAGCAUCAACCCUAACAACUUUCCCGCCAAACUGUGGCGUUUGGUGAACAACCCGGCAAAUAAAGCCAUCUGCUGGGACAGAGAGGGCCAGGUCGUCAUCAUUGAUAAACAUCUCUUCGAGAUACAGCUCCUGUUUCCCAGCCCCUUGUUCAACGCUGACGCCUUCAAAACGUCCAACUUCUCCAGCUUUGUCCGUCAGCUCAAUCUGUAUGGCUUCAGGAAAGCCGAUCCAGCCUUUCUAGAGAAUGACACUGGGGACAGCACAGGGUGUCAUUAUUUUUCCAACCCAAACUUCAAGCGAAACCACCCCGAGCUUGUCGCCAGUCUGAGGAGACUCACUGUUGACAACAAGGCCAAGAUACAAGCUGGUCUGGAUGUGAAAAUUCGGCCCCCGAGUCGAUACAGUCUUGUUGAUGAUGGCAGUGGAGAUAAAAUCAUGAGAAGAGGCAGUUCUUCCCUGCUUAGCCCCACACACCAGGAGUCACCUCAUCCUUACUAUCCAAACAUAGCUCAGGCCAUGACGGCGCACAAUGGAACCCCGGUCCCACCGCGAUUCCUGAUAAGGGGUCACUCUGCACCUCUUUCGCCUACUGUCUUCACCACGGAAAAGGGGAUACCAGUACCUUUACGCCACCAAUACACUGGAGUAGCCUCAAGCGCCAGUGCCGUGGACUUUCAGCAGGGUUUACUGGCCCAUGCGAACCAGGGAAAUCAAAAUUACACUUUUAAUGCUCCUAAUGUGCAAUAUCAGCCUGGCUACUAUUCCCCACUUUGCCAGUGUUACCACCAGAACCUUGUGGCAUCACAUAUGGCAGGCAGUGAGCUUCAGACUGGGCCGUUCUCUCCCCUCGGUUAUUACCAGGCAGGCUAUCCUGUGAAUAUGUUGUGUCAUGGGGACCGCAGCCAGGUCCCAAAGAACAAGGAACACCAGGAGCUGAAAAAAUGUGACAUUAACUUGGACACAAUUUUCCAGAUUGCCGACGAGAUGCAAACUCCACCCAACAGCGGCCCGGUGAGAGUCAUGACCCCCGAGAAGCCGGGCCCUGUGUUAGUGCCGUUCUCCGUUACCACCAUGCUGUGCGACAAUCCUUCUGGCACAGUGGAAGCUCUCCCUUUGAGUCCCAGCCCCAUUAUAGUGUCUGUGACAGGCAAUGCUGAGCUAGUCGCAUACGGACAGCAGGAGGCGUCUGUGGUUUCAGUGCCUGAGCAAAUGCCUGAGGAUGCCAUAGUCAAGGUUGACAAUGAUGAAGCAAAGUACAUUGAGGUCAUAGAUCUCGAGGUAACGUCACUCUGAGGGACACCAGUCAGGCCUACAACAGCAGAUGAGCAGGAAGUACACCAAAUCUUUAGAUCUCAACUUGUUGAUUUGAGUGGCAUGUGACAGGGAGUCUUGAUUCACUACUUCAGGAUGUGAUCUUAAAUUCUCACUAUUACCACUUUAUUUAUUCUCCAUUUUAAUGAUUUGUUGUUGUGCAGAAGUUUGUUGAUGUGUUCUUAUUUAAAUCUUAAUUUAAAAAAAAAUUGCAUAAGUAGUUCUAUAUUGUACAUUUGUGUGUAUUUUCAUAGUGCAUUUUCCUUAUUAUUAACUUUGUAACAGUCAUAUUUUUGUUUCUAUAAGAAUUAUAAUUACUUGUACCACGGUAUAUUUUUAAAGCAAGAUUUUACCUCUACAUUUUUAACACAGUAUUAUCUAAAAUGUAACCAACUUGUGAUGUUUUUAAAGAAUUGUAAUUUUAACUAUAAAUUAUAGAGGUUUGCUGUAGUAAGGCUAGCUCAGCCUCUCCCCAUUUUAAUGUGCACAUUAAAGUGACUUAGUCUGUUUUUAAUAGCAUAACCGGUAGCGUUUGUCGUUGCAAAUUAUAACAAACUGCUGCAAUGGGGGAGAAAAUAUUGAAUGAAUUGUAUGAAAAUAUAAUUAUUAAAUGUACUAGUGAUUGUUUGCUUUGUGAUGGUGACCAAAUGGUGGUUGCAUUUCCCUACAUUUUUAUUUUUCACUACAUAACUUGAAAGGUGCAGUGUUUUUAAGACAACUAACUGACAUGUUUUUUAAAGGCAAGUGUGUAAAAGUAUUAGAAUUAAAUAUAUUUCCGAUAA
Sebastes umbrosus (honeycomb rockfish) is the source of this 2286-nucleotide messenger RNA. It is a transcript of the gene hsf5, whose product is annotated as heat shock transcription factor family member 5. The coding region runs from base 140 to 1486 and encodes 448 amino acids. Gene Ontology annotation, biological process: regulation of DNA-templated transcription. Gene Ontology annotation, molecular function: sequence-specific DNA binding; DNA-binding transcription factor activity. The transcript has 7 exons. Lineage: Eukaryota; Metazoa; Chordata; Actinopteri; Perciformes; Sebastidae. The record is from RefSeq and is a predicted model, not a curated record.